GAGCUCCUGAGAGCAACCCAUUCUUUCACCAAUGUUUUUACAAGCCGUCUGCAUGCCUAGGGGCUUGAUUGAACACACCUGUGGCCAUGGAGGGGAUUGGAGCACCUGAAUCACAUGAUAUGGAGGGGAUUGGAGCACCUGAAUCACAUGAUAUGGAGGGGAUUGGAGCACCUGAAUCACAUGAUAUGAAGGGGAUUGGGGACACCUGAAUCACAUGAUUUGGAGGGGAUUGGAACACCUGAAUCACAUGAUAUGGAGGGGAUUGGAACACCUAAAUCACAUGAUAUGGAGGGGAUUGGAACACCCGAAUCACAUGAUAUGGAGGGGAUUGGGCCACCAGAAUCCAAUGAUUUGGAGGGCGGGACAAUACUUGACAUCACAUGACACCCUGGACUUAGAGUGGAGAUACCGG
Messenger RNA from Staurois parvus, 412 nucleotides. Lineage: Eukaryota; Metazoa; Chordata; Amphibia; Anura; Ranidae. The record is from the annotation of a GenBank genome assembly.